Molecule: messenger RNA, 942 nt
Organism: Aspergillus puulaauensis
Lineage: Eukaryota; Fungi; Ascomycota; Eurotiomycetes; Eurotiales; Aspergillaceae
Product: alpha/beta fold hydrolase
Exons: 1
Coding region: 1-942 (313 amino acids)
Molecular function (GO): hydrolase activity
Source: RefSeq, a predicted model, not a curated record
AUGCCCACCGACCACUUCCCCAAUUUCUCCUCCCAAUACAUCACCACGACCCUCGGCGCGCGCCUCUUCGUGCGCACCAGCGCCCCCAAAUCCCCCACCUCAAAACCACCCCUCCUCCUUAUCCACGGCUUCCCCCAAACCCACCUCGAGUUCCACAGAAUCGCACCCUCCCUCCCACACUUCACGCUCAUCCUGCUCGACCUCCGCGGCUACGGCGCCUCCUCCCCCAUCCCCUCCAGCACAAAUGGCUCGGCCUACACAAAGCGCCUAAUGGGGCAAGACUGCCUCUCCGUCAUGGAACAGCUCGGGUACGGGCCGGACGAUAAAUUCGCAGUCCUAGGCCAUGAUCGCGGGGCACGUGUCGCUUACCGCCUCGCAUUCGAUAACCCCGAACGAGUGUCCAAGGUUAUCGUUGUAGAUAUUGUUCCCACGGCGUCGAUGUUCCAGGGAUUCGGCGACGCCAAGGCCGGGUUGAAGGGGUAUCAUUGGUUAUUUCUUGCCCAGCCGGCUCCGUUCCCGGAGAGAUUGAUUGGCGGGGUUGAAGGGGGGAAGAUGUUUCUGGAGUAUGCGCUUGCGAGCUGGGCGGGGACGGGGACGUUGGAUGCUUAUGAUGCUGAAGUGAUGGCGGGGUAUAGGGAGGCGUAUUGCGCUGAGGAGAAGAUCCAUGCGACGUGUGAGGAUUAUAGGGCCGGGGCGUACUUUGAUCGGGUGUAUGAUGAGGAGGAGCUGGAGAGGGGGAAUAAGAUCCAGGUUCCGGUUUUGGUGGUUUGGGGCGAGGCUGGGUUCUUUGCGAGUGCGAUGAAGGCGAAGAAGGAGGGGCCGUUGGAGGUUUGGCAGAAGUAUUGUGCUGAUGUUCAGGGGAGGGGACUGGGCUGUGGGCAUUUUAUCCCGGAGGAGGACCCGGAGGCGUUGGUUGAGGAGGCUUUGAAGUUUUUGCUGUGA